GAGUGAGAGAGAAAACAAAAGGCUGUUGUUGGGAUCCCAUCUUCCUUAACUUCCAACAAUCCCAAUUUCCCUUUUCUUCCUCCACACCACCACCACCGUUGACGAUCCAAAUACACAAAUUAAUUAUGUCUAUCAACAUGAAAAGUCUAACACAAGCCUUUGCCAAAGCCUCAGCUAAAGCCUCAGCGGUGAUCGAGAAAACGGUUCAAACAACCGUACAAGAAGUUACAGGUUUACCCAGAGCUUUACAAGACUACCAUCUCUUAGAUCAGAUCGGUUCAGCCGGGCCGGGCUUAGCUUGGAAGUUGUACUCAGCCAAAGCCCGUGAUGGCCACGCUGUGUACCCCAACGUCUGUGUUUGGCUUCUCGAUAAGCGGGCCCUAUCCGAGGCCCGACAGCGGGCCGGGCUGUCGAAGACUGCUGAGGACUCGUUUUUCGAUGUAAUUCGGGCUGAUGCGGGGAGGUUGGUGAGGUUGAGACAUCCAGGGGUUGUACAUGUAGUGCAGGCACUUGAUGAGAGUAAGAAUGCUAUGGCUAUGGUUACUGAACCUUUGUUUGCUUCUGCUGCUAAUGCUUUGGGCAAUUUGGAGAAUAUUGACAAAGUACCUAAGGAGCUUAAAGGAAUGGAAAUGGGAUUGCUUGAGGUUAAACAUGGUUUGCUCCAAAUUGCAGAAACCCUGGAUUUCCUCCACAGCAAUGCUCGUCUAAUUCAUCGGUCUAUAUCACCUGAGACUAUUCUCAUCACUUCAAAUGGAGCUUGGAAACUUGGUGGUUUUGGUUUUACCAUAUCAGUGGAUCAAGCAGCUGAUUUAUCCAACAUGCAGGCUUUCCAUUAUGCUGAAUAUGAUAUUGAAGAUUCUAUUAUACCACUUCAGCCAUCGCUCGAUUACACUGCACCAGAGCUGGUCCGAAGUAAGACAUCUUCUGUUGGGUGCUCCUCUGAUAUUUUCAGUUUUGGAUGCCUUGCCUACCACUUGAUUGCCCGGAAGCCCUUGUUGGACUGCCACAACAAUGUGAAAAUGUACAUGAAUAAUUUGAAUUACUUAUCCAGCGAGGCUUUCUCUUCUAUUCCACAAGACCUAGUUCCAGACUUGCAGAAAAUGCUUUCUGCAAAUGAGGCUUUGAGACCAAUUGCCAUGGGUUUUACAAGUUCAUCUUUUUUCCGCGAUGACACUAGGCUGCGUGCUCUUCGCUUCCUGGAUCAUAUGCUUGAGAGAGAUAACAUGCAGAAGUCUGAGUUUUUAAAGGCAUUGUCUGACAUGUGGAAAGACUUUGACUCCCGUGUACUGCGUUAUAAGGUUCUUCCUCCACUUUGUGCGGAGCUCCGGAAUGUGGUGAUGCAACCCAUGAUUCUUCCCAUGGUUCUGACAAUUGCAGAAUCUCAGGAUAAAAGUGAUUUUGAGAUGUCGACCCUGCCAGCUCUUGUUCCCGUCCUAAACAGCGCAGCAGGUGAAACAUUAUUGCUGCUUGUUAAGCAUGCAGAGCUUAUUAUCAACAAGGCUAGUCAGGACCACUUAAUCUCACAUGUCCUACCCAUGCUUGUCCGAGCUUAUGAUGAUACUGAUCCACGUUUGCAAGAGGAAGUCCUGAAAAAGACUGUAAUACUUGUUAAGCAACUUGAUCUUCAGUUAGUAAAACAGGCAAUCAUGCCUCGUGUUCAUGGUUUGGCACUGAAAACGACUGUUGCUGCGGUGAGGGUCAAUGCAUUGUUAUGUUUGGGAGACAUGGUUCACACGCUGGACAAGCCUGCUGUUCUAGAGAUCUUACAGACAAUCCAGCGUUGUACUGCGGUUGAUCGUUCUGCACCAACUCUCAUGUGUACCCUUGGGGUAGCCAACUCUAUCUUGAAGAAGAAUGGGAUAGAAUUUGUGGCAGAACAUGUCCUUCCACUUCUCAUGCCUCUUCUCAUUGUUCAACAAUUAAAUGUUCAGCAAUUUGCAAAAUAUAUGGCUUUUGUGAAGGAGAUUCUCAGGAAGAUCGAAGAGAAACGAGGAGUGACACUGAGUGACUCGGGAAGUCCAGCAGUAAACGUAAAAUCAUCUCUUACAGUUGAUGGUCAGAUGCCUGGACAAGUGAACAAAACAGGUGCGAGUUCUCAGUCUACUGCAAAACGCAGCCCCUCAUGGGAUGAGGACUGGAUUCCACCAAGGGGGCCUACAACCACCGUUCAGUCUUCUGCUGCAGGACAGUCAACCCAAGUUACUUCUGGACCUUCACAGUCAUCCACGACAUCUGGUGUAUCUAGCCAGCAACAGUCACCUUCAUGUCCUGCAGUUGAUGUGGAGUGGCCUCCUAGACCUUCGUCACUUGGUACUACCAUCAUAGGCGAUUCUGAGAAACAACCGGAAAACAAGGGGGCAUUGGGUUCAAGUCUUGAUGAUAUUGAUCCUUUUGCUAACUGGCCUCCCCGACCUAGUGGCUCCUCAGCUGCUUCUCACUCUUUGAACAAUGGAACAAUGGCCCCGUUCGCAAACAGACCCGUGUCUAACAAUAGUGCAACUCUUAUGAAUGGUUUGAACUCUCAAACAAAUGGCCUUGAUUCUUGGGCUUUCAGCACCCCGAUUUCUUCUCAGCCCUUGAAACAGAAUCAAGGGAUUACAUCACACACUGAUGGCCUCAGUAGUGGGAGUCUUAACCCACAGAGUUCACUUGGAUUUAUGAAACAUAGUCAAGGGUCAUCAGCUUUGAGUGCUACCAGUGGUCGAGCAACCGAUAUUGGAUCAAUCUUUUCUUCGAACAAGGGUGAGCAGACUGCACCAAGGCUUGCUCCACCUCCAUCAACUGCUGUUGGUAGAGGAAGGGGCAGAGGAAGGGGAAAUCAAGGGCAACAUAGGUCCUCAACACUAGGGUCUGGUAAUGCCAAGUCUCAUCCAGAGCAGCCUCCUCUACUGGAUUUGCUCUAAUUGCCAACAUGAAGAUCCCUUGUGAAGCGAGUCCGGCAAUCUGAUUUAGAUCAAUCUGGGGAGCUGUUGAUACCACGUGAUCAAAGAUUUUUGCCAGCAGUGCCAUGGAGAAACCUGUUCAUACUCUUACUGCAUGGCAGUGUUUGCCUGGGUAGGCGAAGAUUGUUGUAGAGUGACUUUUUUUGUAGAAUAGUGUGGGUGAGUUUUUGUUUUCCUUGUUUAGCAUUUUUAUUCUUAAAAAAGUUCAUAUAAUUUGUUGAGCAAGGUUUGCAUCGUAUUAAUUGUAUUUUUAAAAGCAAUUGGCUCUCAACGAUGUUUAAGAAGUAAUGAAAGAGAUGGCUGAUGGCACAGUUCAAUCUCCUCUCCAGAAUUUGAGCUGUUAGUUUAUGAAUCAGAUUUCCUCUUUUAUUGA
Molecule: messenger RNA, 3315 nt
Organism: Lycium barbarum (goji berry)
Lineage: Eukaryota; Viridiplantae; Streptophyta; Magnoliopsida; Solanales; Solanaceae
Product: SCY1-like protein 2 B
Exons: 14
Coding region: 126-2903 (925 amino acids)
Biological process (GO): protein phosphorylation
Molecular function (GO): ATP binding; protein kinase activity
Source: RefSeq, a predicted model, not a curated record